GAGGCCUGGCUGGAGAUGAACCCGGGGUACGAGGUGGCCCCGCGCUCCGACAGCGAGGAGAGCGGAUCCGAGGAGGAGGAGGAGGAGGAGGAGGAGGAGCAGCCCCAGCCGGCGCAGCCGACGCUUCCCGUGGAGGAGAAGAAGAAGAUUCCGGAUCCCGACAGCGACGACGUGUCGGAAGUGGACGCCCGGCACAUCAUCGAGAAUGCAAAGCAGGACAUGGAUGACGAGUACGGGGUGUCUGACCCUCCCUGACCAUCCCUGACCCCCGUAUCCCGAU
Messenger RNA from Neopelma chrysocephalum (saffron-crested tyrant-manakin), 280 nucleotides. Its product is annotated as transcription activator BRG1-like. The record is from RefSeq and is a predicted model, not a curated record. The transcript is spliced from 4 exons. NCBI's taxonomy places the organism in Eukaryota, Metazoa, Chordata, Aves, Passeriformes, Pipridae. Bases 16 to 255 code for a protein of 79 amino acids.